Caenorhabditis elegans is the source of this 162-nucleotide messenger RNA. RefSeq lists its product as uncharacterized. The transcript has a single exon. Bases 1 to 162 code for a protein of 53 amino acids. Lineage: Eukaryota; Metazoa; Nematoda; Chromadorea; Rhabditida; Rhabditidae. The record is from RefSeq and is marked reviewed.
AUGGACGCGUACUGUCUCAAGACGAAAUUUCCAAGCAGAAACCGGUUUGGAAAGAUGUUCGCCUCAGAAGAUCCGCCGUCGCUCGCUUUGAUAUUGAUCCAGGAGACUAUGUCAUUAUUCCUUCAACAAAAGAGCCAAAUCGCUGCCUUGACUUCAUGUUGA